Prorocentrum cordatum is the source of this 300-nucleotide messenger RNA. The record is from the annotation of a GenBank genome assembly. Lineage: Eukaryota; Dinophyceae; Prorocentrales; Prorocentraceae.
AUGGGGCCCGACUUGAGCCUAGCAGGCGUCCGAGGCGUGCAUUUUGGUGCCACUGACGUCCUCGUGCGCCGGGCGUGCCUGCUCUCUCUCGGGGCGCGGGGCCCCCGCGCAUCGACCCGGCGCGAGAGCCUCGGCAUCGAGCGGCGGGGCCGAGAAGUCCAGAAGGCGUGGUCCAGGGCGAGCUGGAGCUUGGUCUUCCUGCCAUUUCCUGUUGGUCCCUUUGGUCACGGCCAAUGCGCUGCCGCGACCCCCGCAUUGUGUGUGUUUCUUCUCCGCGUGGAUAUGCAACAUCCUUGUUAG